This is a messenger RNA of Cyprinus carpio (common carp), 5136 nucleotides long. RefSeq names its product protocadherin gamma-A12-like. Bases 2 to 2458 code for a protein of 818 amino acids. The transcript has a single exon. The record is from RefSeq and is a predicted model, not a curated record. NCBI's taxonomy places the organism in Eukaryota, Metazoa, Chordata, Actinopteri, Cypriniformes, Cyprinidae.
CAUGAGAAAGAAGGAUUGUCAUUCUACAUGGCCGCCGUGUAUUAUCCUGUUCUUGGUACACUUUCUCUAUGGUGCGUAUGGACAGGUCCGCUACUCCGUGCCAGAGGAGAUGGCACCCGGUUCAUUCGUCGGAGACAUAGUUAAAGACCUAGGUCUUGAGCUUAAAAGGCUGACAACGGGGAAAGCGCGGAUCUUUACAGCAGGUGGCCGCGAAUAUGUUGCGCUGGACCGAGAGAAAGGGCUAAUCAUUAUUAAGGAGAGAAUCGACAGGGAGCUUUUGUGCGCUGGUGCCGUAUCCGCAUGCAGUCUGAGCUUUGAAGUCAUCUUGGAAAACCCCAUCGAGCUCUAUCGCAUCACCAUAGAAAUACUGGAUGUUAAUGACAACAGUCCUGCGUUUCCAAGAGGUGAAAUUACAUUGGAAAUAAGCGAGUCUGCUUCCACAGGAGCGCGUUUUACUGUGGAUAGCGCAGUUGAUCCAGAUGUCGGCAUUAACAGUAUUCAGAGUUAUUCAGUUCAUCCUACUGAUCACUUUACCCUAAAGACACAAAGUCGAUCUGGCAGUGGUAAAAAUGUAGAGCUUGUUUUGCAAACUCAUUUAGACAGAGAAAAACAAGACCAUUUGUAUUUGACCAUAAGUGCUACAGAUGGAGGUAACCCCAAACGCUCUGGCACGGUAAAAAUACACAUCAUUGUUCUAGAUAUAAAUGACAACGCUCCAGUUUUUCAAAAGGAUAAAUACAGAAUAUCUGUCCCAGAAAACACCGUAAAAGGAGUCUUGCUGGUUACUGUUAAUGCUACCGAUGCGGAUUCUGUCUCAAAUGCACAGAUUGGAUAUUAUUUCGAGCACACCACACCCAAAAUCCGAGACCUGUUUUCUGUCGACCCGUCCAGCGGUGAAAUAAGAUUGAUUGGUGAGCUCGAUUUUGAGGAGUCUGCUAUACAUGAAUUUAAAAUUCAAGCCAAAGAUCAGGGGGGGUUAUCAGAUUCCUCUGAGGUGAUUGUGGAAGUUACAGACAUAAAUGAUAACUCACCAAAAAUUACGCUUAUGUCUUUUUCAAAUAGCAUACCUGAAAAUUCACCUCUUGGAACCGUAGUGGCCAUGAUAAAUAUACAGGACAGCGAUUCUGAAGAAAAUGGAAAGAUUACUUGUUUUAUUUACAGAGACCUUCCUUUUAAAAUCGAAUCAUCUUUGAUUAAUUAUUACAGUAUCGUCACGGACUCCGAGCUAGACAGAGAAAACGUACCUGAAUAUAACAUUACCAUCACAGCGAAAGAUAGCGGCACUCCUUCAUUGUUAAGUAAAAAGAUUUUAAACGUAAAGAUCACUGAUGUAAAUGAUCACGCACCGCAGUUUGAGCAAGAUUCAUAUAAUGCGUAUGUGAUGGAGAAUAAUUCUCCAUCUCUGUCUUUGUUCAGUGUUAAAGCGCAUGAUGCAGAUUUGGGAGCGAACGCACGCGUAUCGUACUUUAUUUCAGAUAAUGGUUUAAACGGCACACCAAUUUCGUCAUUAGUUUCUAUCAACUCUGACAGUGGGACUGUUUAUGCAACAAAAUCGUUUGAUUAUGAACAAUUAAAGUCUUUUGCAAUCACAGUGAAAGCGCAGGACGGAGGCUCCCCUCCUCUCAGCAGCAACGUGAGCGUGAAAAUAAUGAUUCAGGACCAGAAUGACAACGCGCCUCAGGUUCUGUAUCCGGUCCAGUCAGGCGCUUCUGUGGUGGCUGAAAUAGUGCCUCGUUCUGCAGAUGUGGGUUAUCUGGUUACUAAAGUGGUGGCUGUUGAUGUGGACUCUGGACAGAAUGCCUGGCUCUCAUAUAAACUGCAGAAAGCCACAGACAGGGCACUGUUUGAAGUGGGCUUACAGAAUGGAGAAAUAAGAACUGUACGCCAAGUGACAGAUAAAGAUGCUGUGAAACAAAGACUCACUGUUGUAGUAGAGGACAACGGGCAGCCCUCUCGAUCAGCUACAGUCAAUGUUAACGUGGCGGUGGCGGACAGCUUUCCUGAAGUGCUCUCGGAGUUCACUGACUUUACGCAUGACAAGCACUACAACGACAACCUGACUUUCUAUCUGGUCUUGGCCUUGGCUGUAGUUUCGUUUCUCUUUAUCGUGUCUAUCAUUGCCAUACUCUCAGUCAAAUGCUACAGAUGGAGACGCGAGAGAAUGUUUUAUAAAUCUGGAGCGAAUCUUCCAGUUAUUCCUUAUUAUCCGCCUCUUUACGCAGACGUAGGGGGCACAGGAACUUUACAGCACGUGUACAAUUAUGAGGUGUGUGGCACUACUGACUCCAGAAAGAGUGAUCUGAAGUUUCUGCGGCCCUCUAGUCAAAGUGUUUUAAACUUUGACUUGAGUGACACCAGAACUGUGCCAAAUCAAAACAGGAGUACAGAAGAUCCAGAUGUUAGUGCAGAGGUGAGAUUUCUUUGUGACUUGUACAGUAUUGUUUACAGUUACCCUUAGUAUUUAUACAGAAUCCUUUUUCCUUUCUAAAGUUGCUUUUCUUCAUUAUGUUUGCUCAGUGUGUUUGAAUCAACUGACAUUUUUGUGAUUUUUAAUGGAUGUAUGAAGUUGGUUUUCUCCAAGUACACAGGUGUGAUAGCAGAGGAACCACAGGUGUAGAGAAUCACAUUAACUGUGGACAUGAUCCAAUAGUACUUAACAAACACAGUGGUUUUUUACUAUAAAUCUAUUGAUUUUAUUGUGCCUUUUCCAUUUUCGUCUUAAAAUUGUAUUUUAUGACAUUCAUACAUUUUUGUGUGCCUUUAGUGUCUAAAUACUUUUGGAGCAACUGUAUGUUCAUAGAAAAAUUCAAUGGCAUAUAAACGGAAUCUCUCCAUUAGAAUGUUUUAGCUGUUGUCAGGAGGAGAAAACAGGAAAUGCGCUCUGAUCUCACACACUGCAGAGUCGUGGGGGAGGGGUUGUGUGCUGAGAAGCGAGUCAAGGGUAAUGCAGCAAAAUCCAAACUGAAUCUUUGUUUUCAUCAGAUGAUGAAUAACUUGCCACGCAAUGGAAUGCAAGCUCUGAUAUCUUGCAUUCUCAAAUAUGUCAGAUUUUGUUUCAUGUAGGAGACUCUGAUGGUUCAAAGGGCAGUAAUGCAGAGGAGAGAGAGAGAUGAAGGAGGAGGACUAGUGCUGCAGAAAGAACAGGGACACUGCACACUAUUUUUUCACUCACUGACCCAUUUUCUCCUUCACACACACAUUAUUGUCCUGAUCAUACAGUGGCAAUAAAAUAAAUACUGAUACUCAGAUCGUGUGAAUGAUUUUCAGGAGAAGAGGCAAAUAUUUGAUGCUAAACAAGAUGAAACAGGAUGCUUUUUUUAAGAUGGAACAACUAUAAGAACAUCUGUAAAGCUGCACAAUGCAGUGACUGCAGGCAAGGCAGACAUACAGUUUAGAAUAUGAAGUAUGAAUAUCAAUUUUAUUAUACAUGUAAAAAAAAAAAAAAAAAAAAAAAAAAAAAAAGGCUGAAUUUGUAUACCAUUGUGGACAACACACAUAACUAUCACAAAUGCAGAAAAAAAACUUGGAGACUUAGAAAUGGAGACUUAAACAUGUCUUUCUCUGCUCUUGCCAUCAAAACAUACAGUAAACAAACAUACACACGGUGAAUUACCAGUAGCUUCACUUGGAUGUCCGGUUCCACUCUGAAAUGCAUCAAUGCGGAAGUAAAUUUGCAUCUUGGGAGUCAUUUCAGGUUGACUUCAACUUUAUAGAUUGUAUAUUUUGGUUUAUUUUCCAGUGUACCCUACUGGCUUCUCUUUAAUAGACUCAUUAUCAGUUGUGGAGCCUCUGUUCUCUGCAGCAUAUUAAAGAAGAGACAUGUGGUAGUCAGAUGUGCUGCUUGAUUACGGAAACUGAUACUAAAAUAACCAUUUUAGUGACAUUUUCCUUUCAUUUUUCUUAAAUUAAAAUUUGUCUUAAAUGUCUUUAGUGUCUGCCUGAAUUAUGGGCAAAGUCAAUCAUGCACAGACAUGUUUGUGUGUGGCGGGCACAUCUGCAAUUCUUUGGUUGUGACUGUGUGAACCGCUAAACUCUUUGCCUUUUGGUGUCCCACAUCUGGCCUUCAUUUCUCUAAUCUUCAGUUCCUGGACCUAUUAGUGCCUUUUCUUUAAUGUACAUCAUAAAUCCACAUGCUCUUGAGCUUUGGGAGCUGUUUCCUCACAAAUCGCUGAAAUGAGCUUCUUGCUUCAAAGCGUUCUUAAUUGUCAGAUCACAGUUGUGUAAAAGCCAAUAUGAAAGGUCAAGGACACUGUUUUAUAUGUAAAAUGGUCAAGAUCACCUUUGUAUCCUAUGUUCGGCUUUAUUUUUGCCUGACUUGUCUUGAAUUUAAAAACUUACACAUUGGGCACGUAGGAUCUGACUGACUGUACUUUUUUUGACUGUAAUGCUCUCUUUGAGAUGUGUGUGUUUAAUUAGCUUUACAUAGAAAAUGUUAUUCCUAAAGUAUAAAUUACAGCUAUCAAAGUCAGGUGUUUAAAAGCUUAAAAUGUAUUUAUAUCAGUAUGUUUGAGUAUGUUCAUAUUUUGCUGUGGUUACAGCAAAAGGGAAGCAUUUAAGGUCUUUUUUUGCUAGAAAAAUAGUUUGUUACUUGUCUCUUGAGCAUCUUUAAAUUAAUUCUUAUAACUAGUUCCUGCUUUAUUUUCUCUCCUUUUCUGCUUCUCCCUUUGAUGCAGCAGUGCAUCUCUCCUUAGGAAAUAUGUCUCUCGUGAGCUUUGUGAACGUGUGGCUCUCAAACAGAUUAAUACAGGAUGAUCGUUGAUUCUGAGAGGAAUGCUUUUAUUUGAAGCGCGCAAACUCUUGCAUACAUGUGACACAGAUCAUACAGAGUCAUGCUGGCUCGGGGCUUCCAUGUACAUCAUUCUGUGUGAGUUUGUGCGUAUUGUUUUGUGUGUUUUUGCAGCGUGUGUGUGUGUGUGUGUGUGUGUGUGUGUGUGUGUGUGUGUGUGUGUCUUCAUUCUGCAGCAUGCUGAUCCUCUGAAAGGAUUAAACAGGGUUUAUCAAGGCCAGUGAGACAGUAGAACACACACACACAUACAGUGACCUGUGUCUACAGACAGUAAACUAAAGCUACAUGGCAAGGCCAUUUAUACUAAUUGUAUUUAUAUAUAUAUAUAUAUAUAUAUAUAUAUAUAUAUA